UCCCGCAUCGCUACGAUUCGUUCGCCGCGAUCGCGCGUUGUGCUGCCUGUGAGUGAGCCAGUGACCGGCGCCGCUCCCCGCGACCGCGAUGGGCAAGGGCGGCGGCUGCCUGCCCAGCAAGAGCCAACGCGUCCCGCUCCCCCAGCCCCAGCCCCGACACCGGCGCGACCGCACCUACAUCCCGCCCCCCGCCGCGCCCGGCCCACCGCGCCGCCCGGUCCGCAUCUACGUCGUCUUCUACUCCAUGUACGGCCACGUCCGGCUCCUCGCGCGCGCCGUGCAGCGCGGGGUGGGCUCCGUCCCGGGCGCCCUCGCCAUCCUGCUCCGCGUCCCGGAGACCCUGCCCCGCGCCGUGCUCGCCCGGAUGGGCGCGCUCAAGGCCGCCGCGGAGAUGGAGAUGGAGGAGAUCCCCGUGGCGGACCCCGGCGGCCUCCCCGACGCCGACGGGUUCCUCUUCGGCUUCCCCGCGCGCUACGGCGCCAUGGCCGCGCAGAUGCAGGCCUUCUUCGAAUCCACCGCACCGCUCUGCCGCCACCAGCGCCUCGCCGGCAAGCCCGCCGGCUUCUUCGUCAGCACCGGCACCCAGUGCGGCGGCCAAGAAACCACCGCGUGGACGGCGAUCACGCAGCUGGCGCACCACGGCAUGCUGUUCGUGCCAAUCGGCUACACCUUCGGGGAGGGGAUGUUCGAGAUGGAGGAGCUCCGCGGGGGUUCGCCGUACGGCGCGGGUGUCUUCGCCGGCGACGGCACCAGGCCGCCCAGCGAGAUCGAGCUGGCCCUCGCCGAGCACCAGGGCAAGUACAUGGCCACGCUGGUCAAGAGGAUGGUGCACGGAGCAGAUGCCACUUGAUCUCGUUUCAGUACCCUGUAGCUGACGGCUCUGUGCUGCAGUAGUAGAACACAGCAUUGCCAAUGAGUUCGACAAUUCCGUUUACUUCAGUUCAUAGCCUUCUCUGGAAAUACAUGGACAGUUCAUGACAGAUUAGAGGGAAAAUGUUGAU
Lolium perenne is the source of this 1001-nucleotide messenger RNA. Its product is annotated as probable NAD(P)H dehydrogenase (quinone) FQR1-like 1. NCBI's taxonomy places the organism in Eukaryota, Viridiplantae, Streptophyta, Magnoliopsida, Poales, Poaceae. The record is from RefSeq and is a predicted model, not a curated record. Gene Ontology annotation, molecular function: FMN binding; NAD(P)H dehydrogenase (quinone) activity. Gene Ontology annotation, cellular component: membrane.